Canis lupus familiaris (dog) is the source of this 781-nucleotide messenger RNA. It is a transcript of the gene H2AC17, whose product is annotated as H2A clustered histone 17. Gene Ontology annotation, molecular function: protein heterodimerization activity; DNA binding; structural constituent of chromatin. Gene Ontology annotation, cellular component: nucleosome. The coding region runs from base 16 to 408 and encodes 130 amino acids. The transcript has a single exon. NCBI's taxonomy places the organism in Eukaryota, Metazoa, Chordata, Mammalia, Carnivora, Canidae. The record is from RefSeq and is a predicted model, not a curated record.
UAUUAGUAACUCACUAUGUCGGGACGCGGGAAGCAGGGCGGCAAGGCUCGCGCCAAGGCCAAGACGCGCUCGUCGCGGGCCGGGCUCCAGUUCCCGGUGGGCCGCGUCCACCGCCUGCUCCGCAAGGGCAACUACGCGGAGCGGGUCGGGGCGGGCGCGCCGGUGUACCUGGCGGCCGUGCUGGAGUACCUGACGGCCGAGAUCCUGGAGCUGGCGGGCAACGCGGCCCGCGACAACAAGAAGACGCGCAUCAUCCCGCGCCACCUGCAGCUGGCCAUCCGCAACGACGAGGAGCUCAACAAGCUGCUGGGCCGCGUGACCAUCGCGCAGGGCGGCGUCCUGCCCAACAUCCAGGCCGUGCUGCUGCCCAAGAAGACCGAGAGCCACCACAAGGCCAAGGGCAAGUAAGGUUUCGAGGGCAACAAUUCAAACCAAAGGCUCUUUUCAGAGCCACCCACUACUUCUGAGGAAGAACCUGAACACUUUUGAAACUUUAACCACCGAUAACCUAAGUGUUAGGGACAAUACCUAGUCUCCCUUUUGACUUGGCCAUUUCUGGUAAAAGUCCUUCCAACUCCGUUUGUUCAACUAUAGAGCCAUGAAGCCACGUUUACUGUAAUCUAUUUGAUAGCAUCAAAAUAAGUUAAUAAUUUCUAACACCUAUCAACCUCUCACCACAGUAGGCAGGGCAAAGGAAAGAUUUGGUGCUCCAGGCGGCUUCCACACCAGUCUUAAAACUUGUUCAAAAACAACAACAAAAAGUAAAAAUAAAGCGCUUUUG